Hylaeus volcanicus is the source of this 8555-nucleotide messenger RNA. RefSeq names its product calcineurin-binding protein cabin-1-like. The transcript has 14 exons. Gene Ontology annotation, biological process: chromatin organization. The record is from RefSeq and is a predicted model, not a curated record. Gene Ontology annotation, cellular component: nucleus. The annotation marks the transcript as partial. Lineage: Eukaryota; Metazoa; Arthropoda; Insecta; Hymenoptera; Colletidae. Gene Ontology annotation, molecular function: nucleosome binding; protein binding.
GGCCGCGCUUCCCAACUAAUCAGAGCGCGAGUAUGCCAAUGGAGCCCGCUGAUUGGUCGGUGUUUUCCCUUAAUAUCUCUUCAAUGAAGCUUCGGACGACAUUUUCGCUAAGGAAAAAGUUGUUUCAAAUCAUCUCCCGAACCACCCCUUUCAAGGUGUUACAACAUUUUUGGGACACCCUGUAUAGUUAUGAGUGACCCAGGCUUCAUUUUUGAAUUAUUAACGAGUAACCACCCGACCAAUCACAAGGUCCGAUUACCGCGCGCUCAGCCGCUCGCUAAUCGGGCGCUGUGAUUGAUCGGUGUUUUUCGUUAAUAAUUCAAAAGUGAAGCCUCCAUCAACAUUUUUGCAAAGGAAAUUGUUGUUCAGAAUCGUCUCAGCUACCCCCCAUUUCCGCUCCGUACAUUAAUUCUGGGGCACCCUGUAUGUUUGAAAAUGAACUUUUACAAUUUCAACACUUUAAAUAUCUAAUUUUUUGUUACCUUUUGUAAUCUACCAAUGAUUGCAAUGUAUCUAUGACUUUGAAUUGGAACCGACCACACGUCGUUUCCUAUAGCUACGAUCCUUUUUUAUUUUUUUUAUUUUUUUUUAGCGUGGGUGAAAUGCAUUACGCACACGGUCCUGCCCGCUCAGCACAGGUUUCUCACUGCACGUGCGCGAGCGGCAGCCAUUACUGAUAUCGUUGGAACCACUUUCACUACAAAUUUGAAAAUUUUUCCCCAGAUGGCGCCACUAGUAUUAAUCCCGCUCACUGAGGGGUGGUUACUAAGAGCCGCUGAAAGAGCGGCUCACUGGCCGGUGACUUUUCUGGAUUUUGAUUGUGCGUUUAGUAGCAUGGCGAUAUGCUGAAAAAAACCGGUUAAUUUGUUGAUGUUUUACACAUAAGUGCUGUCUUGAGACAAUCAGCGAAGAUGAUUAAAAUAUCGGCGCUGAACGAGGAGUCCAGCGAGGAGAGCGAAGAGGAAGAUGUGCCAACUGUCACGAAAGAAGCUCAAGAACAAAUAGCUCUCACCGAAUACAAUAAAGCCUUAGCAUUGUUAAAUGAGAACAAACAGGAAGACGCUCUGAAUAUUUUUAAAGACCUGUUAGAAACCGAACUGUUAGACGAAGUUGAAAAACCUACCGUGCCCGAUGGGAGAUCCAGACCGAUGUUGUCCCUGAAGUAUUCGUGUUUCAAAAACAUUGCUGCGAUACGAACAGAGUCAGGCCACUACGACGAAGCUAUAGAGAACUAUUGGGAGGCAGCGAAUUUGGAUGAUACAGACGUAACAUUGUGGUAUAGGUUAGGCACGCUAGCCAUGAAAACCUCAAACUUAGAAUUAGCCUGUUCGUCUUUUAAGCAAGGUUUGAAAUGUAAUUCGAACCAUUGGCCCUGUUUAGAUGAUAUGAUAACUGCCUUAUACGCCGUUCCUGAUUAUAUGAAUUGUCUUUUAUAUAUUUCUAUGGCAUUAGAGCGAGAUCCUAGCUACAUAAAAGGUUUGGCUUUCCGUGAUAGAAUAUUCAAAGACAUUCCAUGCCUUGAAGAGUGUUACAAGCUGUACAACAGCGAUUGGCAAUUGGACCCACCAUUGUACACCGAAUACGAUCACAUAGUAGGAGACAAAUUGUUAGCGGAAGCAAGAGAUGUGGCAGAGCGAUGGGCUGAGACGUGUAAAAUAGAAUUCACUCCGAAGCCUCUACCAGAUCUAACGCUAAGGAAACCAAUAAAAAGUCGCACCUGGUUAGACGUAGGCGAAAGUUUAUUAGAUAUGCACAGAUAUAUCACUGAGAACGAUCUAAGUUUUGUUAGUAGAAUCAAUCUAACAGUCCUCGACCCUGCAGAAAUACUUUUGAAAGCGAAUACUGAUGACGAUACUCAAGUAGACAAUGGCACUAAUGCCAAUCAAGAUGUAUCGCAGAAUGACUCUGCGAAGGAAGACAACGACAAUGAGAAACUGAUGAAAAUGGACACCGAAGAAGUAAAUUUUCCAUUUGAAGCAAUGGAUGAUAUCCAAGCAUGCGAUGAUGUGGACGCCAUAAUGGAGGUUGAUGAAGAUGAUAAGAAAUCAUCCUCCAGCGAUGUGCAGAUCAUCGAAGAUGAAGAUCCUCUGAGAAUCUCAGACACGGAGCAAGCUUCUGAACAGAAAGAUGAACUGGCGGAGCAAAAUAAUUUUGAAAUAGAUGAGAACGGAGACAAGUUGCAUUCUGAGAAAGCUCUCAAUGAUGCUUGUGAAGCGCAGAAUGACAAAGCCAGCGAUAAGGACAGCAACAAAUCCAGCGAGAAACCAUACGAGAGGGGCUCGAAGAAGCCAGACAAAGUGCAAUACAAGGCGGAAGAAAAAUCUGAUGAUAAAACUGAGUCGAAGGAAGAGGGACAGAAAGUGAAGAAGAGACGCAGGAGUGCGCUGUGUUUUCUGCAGCAGUGGGCUUGGAGCUGCGACAGCAUGAGACGAUCUGCGAGAGUAAGGAGUUCCAACAGGAGAGAAGCUGAAAGGGACGAUGUCCAGUUAGAAGAGACUCUUCGAAGAAUAUUUCCUAGCUCCCUACUACCAGACACGGUGAAGCUGACCAAAGACGAUCCUUCUAAAAAUUUGGACGAUUCAAUGGAUACAAUGGACCUGUAUCAAUUGUUCGCCAAUCAAGAAAAUGACAGAAUGGCUGCGGAAGCAAUGAAAAGCUCUGACAGUUCAAAGUCACCCAGCCCCGAUACAAGUUCGCAACAGAGUUACUUUGGUACAGAGUCUGAAACAGCUGACGUCAACAUGUUCAUUGCAGAACACAGCGGCAAAAGCAACUUGAUGGUGAUCAUAGCAAGAUUCACAGAAUUUUUAUGUGGCAAAUGGAACAGGGAGUGGCCGAAAGGAAUGUCAGAAGUGUAUUUACAAGCAUAUUUAUUUAUGAGAGAACACAUUCCACACCUUUCACCAUUUGAAGAAGAUGUAAAAGAUGAUAUUCUGAAGUUAGAUGCUGAAAUGACCUUGUUAUUCGGUGAACUUCACACGGAUAGAUGGUUGGGUAACAAACCUGAUAUCCUACCUUCUUCAACGUUAGAUAAACUUGGUACAGGAAUGCCAUCGGAGGAAUUAGGUCAUAUCAUUUUUACAAGCGUCAGACAAGAUAUGUUAAACGUAGAAAAUAUUCUUAUAUUGUUAAGGGUUCUGUGGCUCAAAGCUAACGUCUUCUUGUGUCAAGGUGACACGGAUAUAGUCAUUGAGACGAUAGAAUUGUUAUUGAGCCAUAUGCAGAAACUGGAGAAGCAGAACCAGAACCAGAACAUUUGCCUCAGACUGCCCAAUUGUAACCACAAUUCCCAAAUCAGUAUUAAAAUCGUGGAAAAGAAACUGAAGUCCAUUCAGAGGGGCCAGAAACUGGGAGAGAUACAAACUCUCUACGACGAGAAGAAGUACGCUGAACUCGCGUACAUACUGCAAGACACGUUUAAAUUCGCCAAACAGGGAAACAAGCUUCUGUCCGUUACUGAUAACAUCGUCGACAGGGUGCAACAGUUGUCCAUGUUACUGGACAGCUUAUGGCAGCUCCAGCAGUACGAAGAGUGUUAUGUGUGGGCGGAAGCGUGCCUUAACGAAGCUUGGCAGAAUUACUUAAGUGCCUCCGAAGAAGCUGAUCAGAAGAAGUGGACAGGCUCUGUCCUCAUGGCACUUGAGAAGCUAGAGGCCUGCACCAUCGAAGCCAGCACGUUCAUUCUAAAGUACCUACCCGAGACUCGUCUCUCCAGAUUAGUCCAGAACUUGGUCCACAUAGUCUGCAACCAGUUGGAUGUAUCGGACACCACAGUGGAGAUGCCACUGGAAACGGUUCUCCCUUGGAUCCUGUUGCAUUACGUUUUACAAUAUAAGGAGGACAAGGAGAGGGCGAAGGUCGAGUCGUCCUACAAGAGCAGACAGCACAGCUCGAACCACUCCGAGUCUGACGACGAGGACGAAGGCGUGCCAGCGUCCAUCAUGAUUCUAUUCAUCGCCCAUGAAUUCAUGGGGAGACACUCGUGGUGUUGCUACAACGAGGCCAAACUCUUGUUCUUCACCUUGAAUCUGGUCAUACCUAAACUAGAGACGCCACAGUUCGUCAGCAUAAAGAGCAAGGUCUCCAAGUACCUGGAGCAAAUAUUUUAUUGUUUGUAUGGGCACUACAACAGGGUGAACAAAGGAAGGCCCAAGCAUGUCGAAGAGCACGGUGUUCCUCAAAUGAAAGUCACUUGGGAGGGUGCGCAACUACUGUUUGAGUUUUACAAGCCUAAACAGAUACCAGAGUUCUACUCGCCUAGGUCUCUGACUAUUAGUGCAGACACUGAAGAACUGUUCAAACGCAUAGUCAAGCUUAUUCCUCCUGAGAGCGAUCCAAAUCAAGUGAUCGAUGAAAUGAAGGCCUACAUUAUGAGCGAAAGAGAUACCAUGCCCAUGGUUAAGAAACCUUUGCCACACUCUAUGUCCACCAUUUACUACUUGCUAGGAGAUUUUUAUUUCAAGAAUUGCAGGUGGAGCAUGGCUGUUCGAUACUAUUUGUUAGAUUUGUGCUUUCAUCCGACAAGGCUCAGCUCGUGGACUAGCUUGGCUAUGUCAUCGGGUACUUUGAUUGAGACUUGGAUUAACAAAUAUAAACCGAUAGAUGAAGACAAGCUCCUAGCGAAGGCAAAGUUGACCCAAUCCAGUUACAGGCAUGCCGUUGAACUGGACCCUUGCAAUCAUAUCAUUUGGACUGAGUACGGAAGCUUUGCCUAUGUCGUUCACUCGUUCUGCUCACGAUUGUUGAAGCAGGAAACGGACACGUUAAGUAUGGAACGAUUUGAGUUCUUAGAGACUAGGAAAGAUGAGAUGUUGGAAAUAGCCGAUGAGUGUUUUCAGUCCUGUGUACGCUUAUAUAUUGGAAUUAAGGACGACGAGAUACCGCACGACGAGAGAUGGCUUUACCAGUACAUGCUCGGUAAAAUUACAGAGAAGAAGAACCAGGAUCCUCCUAUAUUUUUGAAAUAUUAUGCCAAGGCCAGUGAACUGUUGUAUCAUAAUAAUGCACAGUACCCGCGUAGAAUAAGCCACAAGUGUCCUCAGCUUCUUUCUGUUGAGGCAUUGGAAGUGCAUUAUCGUAUCCAUGCGAGUAUACUCAAGUAUCUGGAGCAGCACGAAGGCAAACCUCUGAAGAAGUCCUUGGGGCAGGUGCUACGCUUGCAUCUAGAGAACUGUGCGGAGGGACCCUUCAUGAAAUACAGUUCGAAGCUGAGCGAAAAGGGUAAAGAGGAUGGUCUCAUCGCUGGCAACAAGAACACUGGGAAAGAAGUGGAACUCUCUGCGGAGGGAGACAGAAACGUUGUCACUAUUUCUCAGCGUUCCAACAGUAUCGAAGAGAUUGAGAUUGUAGACAGAGCGAAUAAAGGAUUGGGUACCAGUCAACGUACUGAGAAAACUGAUUCGCGCAAGAGACUUGCGACAGACUCGCAGCAAGAAAAUGGAAAGAAGAUGAAGCUAGGCAGUGUGUCGCAUCUGCAGCUGAUGCAGGAUGUCGUGGCUCUGAUAGACGAUGUAAUCACUAAAGUUUGCGACAUGGUCUUACAGAAGGAGAAGAACGAAGAGAUCAUGGUGUUGUCCAGCGAUGAGAGCAACGAAGCCAAGUCGCAGCAGAAACGAGCCAGAACGAAGAAUCCUGAGAAAAUAAAGCUGCAGGUUAAGUCCUCUGAUGUAGCCAAGGAGGUAAAAAUGGACAGCGUAGCUGAGCCCGAAGAGAAAUUAAACAAUGUUCAGGAUUUAAUGGAUGCUCUGAUGAAACAAGCGAUGGAGAUUAGCCAGGAAACGCGACAAUCGACUCCUGAAGAUGACGACACCAGGAAGUUCGAUGGGAAGUGGAUGCAAAGUGAUGACUUGCAGUCCGGUAGCAAAGAAACGAAGGAUAAACCUGGUGACAAGAAGAAGCUAGCGAACACACCUAAAGAGGAAGUGACUUUGAGUAGAAGAGGUUCCCAAGAAAGCACUACCACUACGCAAACGAUCACCACAACGACAGAGACAAAUAAUUCCAGUUCAAGUAGCAGUGAUGAAUCCAGCAGCAGUGAAGACAGUUCGGACAGUGACAGUUCAAGUGAUACGGAUAGUGAUUCUGGUGAGAGUGACAGCGAAAAGAAGAGGAAAGACACUAAUUUCAUAGAAAAAGAAGAGAAUAUGACGGAAGAAGAAGUUGCUACUUUGAUAGCGUACUGUUUAGCUGGCCUAGAACAGUGUAUUUUGAGAUUCUCCGAACAUUAUAAAUCAUUCUACAGAUUGUCUCAUUUCUUCUUCAAUAACAAGGCUGCUAAAGAUAUAACCAAAUGCAGGAAUCUUCUGCUGGAUAACUACAACUGUCAGUUCUAUCGGGGCAAGAAGUUUCAGGGACUCUUUCGGGACAGGAAGAGCACCAAUUUCUUCAGCGGUGUGUGGCAUAUACCGAACCGGGAAGUUGAUAGACCAGGAAGCUUUGCAUUCCACAUGUCGAGAUGCGUAACAUUACUGAUGCAAGUGCUCAAGGAGACAAACGAUGGUCGAAUGUUAAUGCAAUUAAGCAUACAACUUGGGAAGAUACCAGAAUCAGACAAAAAAUAUCUACGUGACACAGAAAGAGAGCAACUCUCUCGCCAAGCAUUGACUCUCUGCCUGCAGUCUCUCAGAAGAAAAGUGCAAUUAAUGGGAUCAAGUACUUCUGAUACCAUAUCGAACAAAAACCCAGAUGCCAGGACUCAAGUUCUCCUCGAUACCUAUUGGGCAUACCAGAGAGCUGUGAAAUGCUUCCAGACCAAGAACUUCCAGACUAUACGUACACUCUCUACUCUGCUUGUGGACACGUACAAGAUUUAUGUUGAUAAUAAAAACCUGGAAGGAAACAUUCUGGAAAUUGCCACAAAAUUCUGCAACGAGUACAAUUAUAAUCGCAAGGUUCUGAAUAAAUUCUUCUGCAGCCUAGACAAACCUAGUACAGACACUCAGACGCAGCCUCAAACUGUGUCUCCAACACCGGUGGUCACAACUCAAGCUCAUGUGAGUUCAGUGUCACCGCAGUCAUCUCAAAACAGGAAACCGUACAAAAGUAUGACAUCCACCGGUCGACCAAGGGGACGACCACCCAAUGUCAACAAAUAUUUGCAAGCCAUGCAACAGGGAGGCAGCACGAUGAACCAGUUCAACACGAAGGCCAACUUUGCAAACUACAUGGGAGCAUCAGGGAACUGCGCUUUGAUGAAUCCCUACUUUAUGCAUCCCUUAGUAGAUCCCAACAUGCUCUCCGCUAUACUGACCAGUAGUUUAAGUGGCAGCAUGAUGGACCCUCUAUCGACCAUGAAUUACCUAAACCAGAUGGGUAGCUACCAGGACAUCUUCAGACAGUACCAGAAUUUUUCUUCGCUGUCCAACUUAACUGGUUUAAAUAACACAAAUGCCACUAGUGUUCCUGCGAUGAGCACUUCCACCUCUAAUAUCAACACAGCGCCUAACAUGAGCAAUCUAGGUAACUUGAACAACCUAUCGGUGCAGCAGCUUUUGAGUUUAAGCAAUUCAACAGCCACCACUGCGCGCUCCACGCCUAUGUACCAGCAAGCAGCCACGUCGAAGACAACCACCACCACCACCACCACAGCGUCGAUCACUAAAGACAGACCUAGCAUAUCCAUAACACCAGUGAACACAGUACCAUCUAAAAGCAAACCUCCCAAACAGAGCUCGCAAGGCGACGCGUUGCCCAUCCAGCUCCCAAAGUCUCUGCAGAUAUCGCAGCCUUCGAAACCAGUUCUACAGCCUCCUACGACUCAGGUCUCCCUCCUGAAGCCUUCUAUCGUUCAGCACGUGAAAACCAGUCCGCCUAAACAGAUGAGCGCGCCUCAGAUUCGAGUGUCUAAGUCGCUGACGGAGCCCCAACCAGCGCACAAUCCCUCCCUGUCGCACUCUCCCUUGAAAAGCACUACCCCCACGAAUCCAACUGUGGUACCCCAGAUCGCUCAUUCGACGAUGAGUCCGUCGAUGGGCCUGAAGCAAACGCUGCCCAUGAACGUGCCCGCUUCCCACUCAGGGACCUCGUUGCAGCACAAAUUGCUGUCGAAGAAGAACUCGCAGCGACCGUACUCGCAGAACGUGCAGAACCCUAUGAGGAGACCCAAGCCUAAAGCGGUACCCAUGUUGCCUAGCAACUUCUCUACUCUGUUGAGCGCUAUUCCUGGCAACUCGACCAUGACGCAGGCGCCUUUCAUUCCUCCUGAACUGAGUGGAAUCUCCGUGAGCCCUGUAAACCCUCAAACCGGCCUGAAAGGUCCGAGUAUAAAGUAUAGCAGUUAUAAGAAGCCUCCUGUAAAAACGAAACCAUCACUGGUAGAUACUUCCAGCUCUUUGUCUAACUCUUUCCCUCAAGGGAGCUCUGUGGAGGCGUUGUCUAUGCUCUCUCAACUGAAGCAACAUUCACACUUGGAGAUCAUACCACAGCAGAAAGCGCAAGCGAAACCAGCCAUGGAGUUCCCUAAGAACCUGUCUUCUGGGGUCAGCGUAGUCCCACAGAAAGCUUUGGACUCUCUCAGGCCAUCGAAUACAGAGUGCAUGACUAUAUAUGACUUACCU